AUGUACAGUUUAGUUAAUUCGAAUUUCAAUAGAACGUACAAUCCUAGUGGUAGACAGAAUGCACUAUCAGAUAUCAAGAGAUUAUUAACUUCGCGAGAUACCGAAGCUCAGAACAAAGCGUGUGGCUACCUCAUUGAAGUAAUUGGAAGAUACGGAAAGACUUCUUUAGAGGGUACCCGAUUAGUGGAAUAUUUACUCGAUAAUGACAUCACAGUGUUUUUGUGUGAAGCUACAUCUAAUCUAGACUUUUCGUUGUUUAGAUCAAUCCUACAAUGUCUCCGUCUAUUAUGGCGGGAACGUCGCUUCUUCGCGGAGGAGCAUGCCGCGCAUGCGAUGACGGCGGUGUUGCGCGCGCUGGCUCAUUUUGCGGGCAGCGGAUACCACGCUGCUGUAGAUGCCUGUUUACAUUUUAUAUAUGAUUUGUUAACUGGUGUGAGCACUUACCAAACCACGCCACCGCUGUCUCACCAAAGCGCGUACAGCGCUGUACAACUUUUGGCCUGCCUCAAUGCUUUGGCUCCUCGCAUCAAUACCAACCCCAAUACUAUCCUAUCUAGCGCAUUAGUGCUGCAUGCUCUCGUAUCAUACCAGCCUGAUAGUCUAUGUAUAAAGGGAAGCACAGCGACCGCCUUACUCGAAGUAUUGAACCAAUGGUUCACUCUACUCAUGGGCACGUUGAACCACACUAUGCUGGCCGCAGAUGGUAGCGCUUGCGGAAUGUUCUUGGUCAUCAUUUGUCAACUCGGAAUCAACGUACUGAGGCUCAUAAAACUGUUGCGGCACGGCAGUGCGAAAGCGGACUUCGUUCAGACAAUCUUGAAUGACGAUCAGGAGAUUAGCGUGCUAAAACAGUGCACUAUUGAAAUGAGUUGUUAUGUACAACGUGUUAUUUCUGAGUUGAUUGUGUUUGCUAAGGAAAAUCAAAAUCAAAUUUCAACAGAAGAAUACUGCGUGUUUCUAAAGUUUUUACUAAAUUUUCUACACGAAAACACAAAAUCCGAAGUGUUAUUUGAUUUCUGCGAUGUUCUUUUCUCAAAAGGAUACCUUACUAUGCUGCCUCAAGUUCAAAUUAUUAGAAAUGAUACUACAGUUCGGAAAGUGAGCACCCUUGUCUUGGGUGAGAUGUUAAAAGUGUUAGCCGAAAAAUAUCUAAAUGUACAGAACACUGAAAAUGAUGACGUAUACGCCAGAGACAUUCAUGUAAGUAGCUUUAGAGAUAGGAAUUUUGAUCACGUAGAAAAUGUGAACAAACUUUCACUUGUCUACGAUGAAAUUCACUUUGAAACCUUUUUGUUUGCUCGAUUAUUAUAUUUUAUCCUACUAUCCGCGUCGAAAGGGUUUAAUUCCAAUAUUAAUGGCAAUAAUUCGCACCCUUGGCGGAAUAACGCCACAUCUGUAAAAUGA
Hyposmocoma kahamanoa is the source of this 1404-nucleotide messenger RNA. RefSeq lists its product as uncharacterized. The transcript is spliced from 7 exons. Lineage: Eukaryota; Metazoa; Arthropoda; Insecta; Lepidoptera; Cosmopterigidae. The record is from RefSeq and is a predicted model, not a curated record. Bases 1 to 1404 code for a protein of 467 amino acids.